AUUGAUUCAGGGAUCUUUUACCUGGGACCGGGAGGUGUUUCUGUUCACCGUAACAAUCGGCAUCUUCCUCGCACUCGCGGCCCUCGCCAUGAUCAUGACCAACGGCUGGCCGAUGGUCUACAGGACACUCUUCGCACCUUUCUCUGUCUGUGUGAUCAUCCUCCUAGCAGCUGGUUUUUGAACAGGAAGAAGGACUACAAGGAUGGGAGGUUCUCUCAGGUUGUUUCUAACGCUCUGGACAUGAAGCUCAGGGAUGACCUUGAGAGGCUGAAGAAGAUCAGGAACCACCGUGGUCUCCGUCACUACUGGGGUCUCCGUGUCCGUGGUCAGCACACCAAGACUACUGGCAGGAGGGGAAAGACUGUCGGUGUCUCCAAGAAGAGAUAAAUUCCAUGCCCAUCAGCACAGCAAAUAUGCAUUUUGCUUAUCUUAUGAGCGUUUUAAUGAUGUCAGUCUUGAUAGGCAGUUUUGUUGGAUGAUGCUUUUGUCAACUUUUAUACUCCGAUAUUGUAACUUGGUUGUUUGGUACUGCGAA
Messenger RNA from Oryza sativa Japonica Group (Japanese rice), 535 nucleotides. The record is from RefSeq and is a predicted model, not a curated record. Lineage: Eukaryota; Viridiplantae; Streptophyta; Magnoliopsida; Poales; Poaceae.